This is a messenger RNA of Culicoides brevitarsis, 2115 nucleotides long. RefSeq names its product neuropeptide SIFamide receptor-like. Gene Ontology annotation, biological process: neuropeptide signaling pathway. Gene Ontology annotation, molecular function: neuropeptide receptor activity; gastrin receptor activity. The transcript is spliced from 11 exons. NCBI's taxonomy places the organism in Eukaryota, Metazoa, Arthropoda, Insecta, Diptera, Ceratopogonidae. The record is from RefSeq and is a predicted model, not a curated record. Bases 1 to 2115 code for a protein of 704 amino acids. Gene Ontology annotation, cellular component: plasma membrane.
AUGUCAUUAAAUAUCAAUUUAGAUGUGAAUGCAUCGUCGACUUCGGCCACCGUGAUAACAACCUCCACGUCAUCGGCAACAAAAUUCAUUCCACGCACCACGUUUCUGGACAAUUUUUCGGACACGCUUAUCGUGUACGGCAACGAGGUGACAAGUGUCAGUAACAGCAACACCUACAGCAGCAGUGACUUUAGUAGUUCAUUUUUCGACGAUUUUGCACGCGUCAACACCACAACGCUCGUGCUGGAUCCCGUGCUAAAUGCCACGAAAACGAAUGCAACGAGUAGCGAAAAUAGCUACCAAAAUAGCAUAAUAAUACCGUUGUACGCUGUGAUUUUCGGGUGCUGUGUUAUCGGAAACCUGCUGGUGAUAUUGACACUGGCACAAAACAAGCGGAUGCGGACUGUGACAAAUGUGUAUCUAUUAAAUUUGGCAAUCUCAGACUUGCUGUUGGGCGUUUUCUGCAUGCCAUUCACAUUGGUGGGACAAAUUCUGAGGAAUUUCGUCUUCGGCAAAAUAAUGUGUAAGCUGAUACCGUACUUUCAAGCAUCUUCGGUAUCUGUUGCUGUGUGGACUCUCGUUGCCAUCUCACUGGAACGCUAUUUCGCCAUUUGUCGUCCAUUGUCCUCGCGUCGCUGGCAAACACGAUCGCACGCCUACAAAAUGAUUGGUGUCGUGUGGUUUCUCAGUUUGUUGUCGAACUCGCCGUUGGUCUUUGUGCAGCAAUUGCAGCCCAUGAAAAAUACCGCUUCUGAGGCGAUGAAAUGUCGCGAAGUAUGGCCAAGUCGAUCCUCCGAACGAACUUAUGUGAUUUUCCUGGAUAUCGCGUUGCUGCUUAUUCCGCUCCUCUCGAUGGGAAUCGCUUAUUCGUUGAUUGUUUCCAAGUUGUGGCGUGGUUUGCGACGCGAAAUGAAGCACACAACAUCAAAAAGUUUCCAUUUGCAAGAGCAAUCUCCGAGUCUGCUGAACAACGAAAAUGGAUUGCUGAUACACAAUGGGACGCUUUCCGAGCCGCUUACCUGCACAACAUCGCUUAAUCUGCCAAAUAAGACAAACAACCGAGUUAUGCAGUCGACGCAGUAUUUGAACCAGUACAAUGGAGCGUCGGGCAAACAAUCGUCAUCCGUGUUUGUCGGUCGAAAAAGUAAAUUUUCGAAUUCGACGAGGUAUCAAAAGACGUCAGCGACGCAUUUUCUGCAGCAGCAGCAGCAGCAACAAAAUCAGAAAAAGGACACUGUCAAGUUGUGGUUACUCAAAGGUUUCACAACGACAAAACCACUCAAGUCUGCCUUAAAACCAACGAAUCCCAGCCAAGUGAAUUAUUCGUCGUCACAGAACAAGGUACGGAUGGCAACGGAUGUCUCCAUCACCGAAAGUGAAAUGUGUGAUGCGGCACCGGAAGCGAAAGAUGAGCCAUCUACGGAACCAAGACUACGACGACAAGCCAUACGUUCAAAUUACAUGGACAAAAGUAUCGAAGCCAAAAAAAAGGUCAUUCGAAUGUUAUUUGUGAUAAUUGUAGAAUUUUUUGUGUGUUGGGCCCCACUUCAUAUCCUGAAUACGGUUUAUCUGUAUUCACCAGCCUUUGUGUAUUCAUACUUCAACAAUACCGGGAUUGCACUGAUUCAAUUGAUGGCGUACAUCAGUUCGUGUUGCAAUCCAAUUACAUACUGCUUCAUGAAUCGCAGAUUUCGCGCGGCAUUUCUUGCCAUUGUCAAUUCAUACAAAUGCAGUUCAUGCAUCAGAUGCAACGCAGAUGCCGGAGAUAACGAGUGUGCACAAUCACAAAUGUACAGCCUCAACAAUCGAAAUUUUAUGCCAGUACCAUGCAAUUCCGAUGCAUCAAAUAACUCAAACUCGGGCAUUUUUGCCGGCAGAAAUAGUGGCUUGCAGCGUUCUGAGCUUCUCGUGUUGAACGACGAGGAUCGUAUCAUCGAAACAGAUCCAUCAGAUGCUUCAUUUCGUUUUCGAAUCACGUGGUCAAAACAUUGCUCGGUGCGUUAUAAUUGCAGCAAAUCCAGUAAAAAUGGCAGCAGUAACAAUGGCGUUAAUGGCAAAUUACUCACCAUUAACGGGAAUGGCGUUUCAGGUUGUGAAAAUGAGCGUUACUCAUAG